This is a messenger RNA of Drosophila ficusphila, 413 nucleotides long. RefSeq names its product outer dense fiber protein 3-B. The record is from RefSeq and is a predicted model, not a curated record. Lineage: Eukaryota; Metazoa; Arthropoda; Insecta; Diptera; Drosophilidae. The transcript is spliced from 2 exons. The coding region runs from base 112 to 363 and encodes 83 amino acids.
UGAUUCAACUCAUUCUUUGGUUAAUUCUCGUUCGGAAAACAACUCGUUCUAGAGUUUCUAAAUUUUUAAAAAUUUUUUUUACAUUCUUUUCAAAACAAAAAUAAGUGCAAUAUGUCGUGUAAUAGAUCAAUUGGACCCGGACCUGGAGCCUAUAAUCUGCCCAGUACCUUUGGCUACAAAAACUGCGACAAGCGAAUGCAGCGAAGUCCUCAAUUCUCCUUCGGAACUCGAUCGAGGUCCUGCAAUAAUGCAAGGAGAGUCGAAGGACCCGGACCUGCUGCCUAUAAUCUGGGCAAGGUUACGCGAUAUGGAAGGCCAUCGGUAGCGGAUUACUCUAUUUUCAGUCCCCAUAGUCGUCGUUAAUUGGUGAAUUAAGAUGUCUGAAAUAUACAAGUACUUGGCUUAAAUAUAAA